AUGUCUCACUUCGGAACGGUUUAUACUUAUCCUAAUAACCCGAGGGUUAUGAAGAUCCAAGCCGCCGGCAACCUCAACUCCCUCUCAAUAACCACCUCCCCCGAUUUCCAAAUGGGCGUCACAAACCGCAGUCCCGAAUACCUCUCCAAAUUCCCCAUGGGCAAAGCCCCCGCAUUCGAAGGCGCGGACGGAACCCUUCUCUUCGAAUCCGACGCAAUCGCCCAAUACGUCGCCGAGAGUGGUCCGGCCAAGGACCAGCUCCUUGGUGUCUCUGCGGCGGAGCGCGCGCACAUCCGCCAGUGGAUUUGCUUCGCCGAGGGGGAUGCUAUGGGGGCUGUGGUGCCGUUUGCGAUCUGGCAAAUGGGGUUGAGGAAGUAUACGGCGGAGGAGUUGGAGGAGCAUUUGGCCAAGGCGGAGAGGGCGUUGGGGGCUGUUGAGGCGCAUUUGAAGACGGGUGGGGGGAGGAAGUGGUUGGCGACGGAGGAGAAGUUGAGUUUGGCGGAUAUUAGUCUGGUGGCGGCGUUGAAUUGGGGGUUUGCGACUGUUUUGGAUGCGGAGUUGAGGGCGAAGUAUCCGAAUGUUGUGGCCUGGUAUGAGAGGACGAUUGAGAGUGAGGGGGUCAAGCAGGCGUUUGGGGAGAAGAAGUUUGUUGAGAAGAGGCCUGCUUUCCAGUGA
Molecule: messenger RNA, 675 nt
Organism: Aspergillus oryzae RIB40
Lineage: Eukaryota; Fungi; Ascomycota; Eurotiomycetes; Eurotiales; Aspergillaceae
Product: glutathione S-transferase family protein
Exons: 2
Coding region: 1-675 (224 amino acids)
Biological process (GO): translational elongation
Cellular component (GO): nucleus; cytoplasm
Source: RefSeq, a predicted model, not a curated record